Coffea eugenioides is the source of this 5623-nucleotide messenger RNA. Its product is annotated as iron-sulfur assembly protein IscA-like 2, mitochondrial. Gene Ontology annotation, biological process: iron-sulfur cluster assembly. Gene Ontology annotation, cellular component: mitochondrion. Lineage: Eukaryota; Viridiplantae; Streptophyta; Magnoliopsida; Gentianales; Rubiaceae. Gene Ontology annotation, molecular function: iron ion binding; 4 iron, 4 sulfur cluster binding; 2 iron, 2 sulfur cluster binding. The record is from RefSeq and is a predicted model, not a curated record.
GUACCUGAUCGUCUUUCGAUCCGAUCAAAUAGUAUGGUUCGAGUAUUUUGGAUAGGAUCGAAUCCGUACGAUGAGUUUUCGGAUUAGUCGGCAUUUUUGCCCGCCCCUAACCACCAGUCGUGCAUAUGGUAUGAAAGCCUCCUCGUCUUCUUCGCCUUUGCAUUUUGCCACGCACUUGCUGUUUACUGAAGAGUGUUCAAAAGGAGAAUUUUGGGUUAAAUAUUGAUUUGUUAUUUCUGUCUUUCUGUGCAAUUUCUCAUAAAUCGGAUAUGGUUAAGGAUUUUUUUUAAAUUUAUUUGUUCAUACCCUAAAAGUCUCUGAAAAUCAUGCUGAAACCCUCCGUUCAUGGACAUCUGAUGACUCAAUACGGGUAGACUCGGCCGCUCUUUCGAGUCCCGGAGUCGACUCGGUCCGAAUCUUCCGAGUCUGAACGAGUUUUCACCGGGUCUACCGUCUCCGGUAUAUGACGGACCAGUUGCGGAAGUUGCGGUUCCUUUGGUGAGUGAAACAGUAUUGUAAGGAUUAUGAAACCGUAUCAUUCGAUGAUUCGUCGACUGGUUCCUUUCUUCUCAACUCGGAUUCGAGAAAACCACCUGAGACUCCUCAGUUCGACAUUGGCAUCAUCCUCUGCUCUCCACGAACAACCUCCUCUGCAGUCUUCGCAUUCCCAAUCUCAAUCUAUAGUUGCGGUUCACAUGACCGACAAUUGCGUCCAGAGAAUGAGGGAACUGCAAUCUCAGGAAGGCAAGGAAAAGAUGCUAAGAUAGCUAGAAGCCGGUGGCUGUUCCGGUUUUCAGUAUAACUUCUCUCUUGAUGAUAAGUGCAAUGAUGAUGACAGAAUAUUUGAGCGGGAAGGAGUCAAAUUGGUAGUUGAUAAAAUAUCUCUUGAUUUUGUAAAGGGUGCAACUGUUGAUUAUGUUGAAGAGCUUAUCCGUUCAGCUUUCCAGGUAUCUACAAACCCAAUUGCUGUGGGUGGCUGCAGCUGUAAAAGUUCCUUUGUGGUGUAGUAGUUCUCUGACAUUUGUUUUGUUUCACUAUUCAGCUUGAGUCAAGAGGUUAUUUUCAUUCUCCUUUUGGUCCUGAAUCUAUGCUACAUUUUUUUCUGUGCUCCAUUUAUUGACUCAUAAUCCUAAUUAAAUUCAUUAAUGUUGAUUUGCUGUAUGAUUACCGUAAGCAGCAGUUUUAACUUUAUAUUUAAAUUGGGGAUACUAUUCAUGACCUGUUUCACUAUAUCUUUGACUCUUGAUACAAAAUCAGUACGGAAAAAUGGGGGGCGGUGCACUGCAGGGGAAGAAAAUGGUGUCCUUUUGGUUGAGGUGAUUUCUGAAAAUAAAUGUAUUUACUGAACUUGGAGCAUUAAUUGGAAUUCCACCCAAAGUGUUUGGUAUUCUGCCAAUGUCAGAAAACAGUCAAAGAUACUUGCUCUAUGUGAGCUGUUAGGUAUGGUGUGGUUAUUCUGCUAUUGCUACUUGAUGUUCAGUUUUUCUGGUCAUGCUUCAUUUUAUUUUUCCUUUGAAGAGUUAAUCUCGUACAGAGAUAUGCCGUCUUACAACAAAAAUUUUCUUUUGUUAUCUAGGCUGCUCUUUUAUUUAUGUGUAGUAAAUGCAGCCCUAUUUGAUGAAAAUUAGGUAGGGCAUUUUGUGUGUGUGUGUGUGUGUGUUUUUUUUCUUUAAUUUCUAGGUAGCUUGGUAUUUACAAUUCCGCUAUUGUCUCAUCGAAUUUUUGGGGUUUUAUUAUUUAAACUAGAAAGGUGGACAUUAUCAAUGGACACUGGCACUGAUUUGUAGUAUGUCGCAAGGAUGGAAUCGCCUGGUAUUGACCAUUGAGUAUUGGGGGCAUCUUACAAAUGUUUUUUGGUCCUCUUUUCGGGGAGAGUUGUUAAGCUGGAUCCUUUGACAUUUGAAUCAACAUUCAAAAUUUUGGCUGCUUUAGUCUUGCUAACUGUUUGUGAAUUUCACCUUUUUAUGAGACCAAAAUUCAACCUAUGGCAAAAGGGAGAUGCAAGUGUAAUAAAGAGAAGUUGCAGCAUAGAUGUAAUUUUACAGCUAUUGUUGCAGCAAAUAGUACUCCAACUCUGGGAUUAUAAAGGCAGCAAGAUAACAAAAUAGAAAUACAAGUUUAGCAGCAAAAAGAGCAACUUAAAGAGGAAAUUAGCAGAAAAAUAUUGUAGCUUAUCAUAACAAGUUCUAAUGUUAGAAGACAUUCUAUAAUUCACCAACAUCAUUUAACAUAUAGAAUCAAUAUUAUGGUUGCGAUUGGAAGACGACAAUCAGGAUUUCAGAGCGAAAGGAAUUCAAAUAAGCUAUAUUUGCUUCCUAUGUCUAUUUGAUGUGUUGGGUAAUAGUAGUGCUAAAAAUUCUGUCUUUUAUUGCUGUAGUAAAAAAAAUGCUAUUAUAAAUGGCAAUUUUGUUAAUGAUUGCCGUGAUUCUUUUAAUUUUUUUAAUUUUCAAAUUCAUUUAUUUUUUGUGCCAAUUUUAGUUAAUCAAUUAGGAGUUUCCAAUAGGGUAACAUUGUCAAUUAGGAGUGAAAAGGGGAUGUAAAGAUAGAUAUGGCCUUGGAAAAAUCUGCCAAAGUUCCAGAUGGCUUCUUCAGUGGUGGGUUCAGAAUCUAAAAGCCACAAUAUUGAUUCAAUUGGCUUUGAGCAGGGGAGACCAUAAAAUCAAGAAGUAUUUAAGUGUUAGGGUGCAAUCUAUACUAAUUGAGGCCAAUCUAGUCACUCAUGAACUUGUUCAGUCAAAUUUUGAGGUUAAAGUUGUAUUGACGGAGUUCAGCAUUUUAUUCGAACAGUUCUAAUAAAGUGACAACUUCAAACUCGAACCUAAUAUGUGAGGCAAAAAUUUGUCAAGCUUAAUUGAGUUCAAUUGAGCUUCACGCAUAUAUACUUGAAUAUUUUUAAUAUUUAUUUGUAUGAAAUGUCUAUCAUAACCUUUGUUUAAAAUUAUAUAAAGUAUUCUUUGUUUAUGGAAUGUUUUGUAUAAAACCAUUGCUAAGUUCCUGGUGAAUAGACUUAAGCCCCUCCUGAACUAUUGCAUUAGUAAUUCUCAGGCAGCAUUUGUACCCAAUGGGCAAAUAUUAGAUAUUGUUAUCAUAGCUCGUGAGUAUAUUCACGGGCUUCAUUCUAAGAGAGGGGAAAGGUGGAGGGGGGCAGGGGAGAUGUCUCAGGCAGCAUUUGUACCCAAUGGGCAAAUAUUAGAUAUUGUUAUCACAGCUCAUGAGUAUAUUCACGGGCUUCAUUCUAAGAGAGGGGAAAGGUGGAGGGGGGCAGGGGAGAUGGCUAUAUGGCCCUUAAAUUAGAAGUGUCUAAAGCCUAUGAUAGAGUUGAGUGAAAAUUUUUGUAUGUCGUGCUUAGCAAAAUGGGCUUCUGUCCACUCUGUAUCAAAUGGAUUCAUGGCUGUCUUUCUUCUGUGUCUUACUUCUUCAAUAUAAAUGCUGUUCAAUCUGGUUACAUUUGCCUUUCUAGAGCCAUUAGGCAAGGGCACCCUCCAUUUUCUUAUCUCUUUGUGUUUUGUGCUGAGGGUCUUUCUAACCUCAUUAACAAUGCUGUCGACAAUAAUAAGCUUACUCGAGUGAAAAUUUCUAGACAAAAUCCCCCCGUAUCUCAUUUAUUUUUUGCUGCCAACUCUUGGAUCUUUUGCAAAGCUAAGCAAGACCUACAAUGCUAUGAGCAAGCCUUUGGCCAACAGAUCAAUAUUGGCAAAUCUGCUGUCUUUUUCAGCAAGAAUACCAGUCCUAGAAAUGUGGAGGAUGUGAUGCACCAGUUAGGAGGAAUACAAUAUGCAACACAAACGAAAUACCUAAGCCAAUGGUAAUUGGUAGAUCCAAGAACAGUGUGUUCAGAUUCAUAAAGGAUAACACGAGUGCCCGGGUCCAGAAUGGGAAAGGUAAACUGCGUAGCAAUGUUGGUAAGGAGGUUCUCCUGAAAUCUCUUGCUCUUCCCUCUUAUGCUAUGUCAUUAGUCAAAUUAUCUGAUAACCUCUGCAAAGUUCUUAUUGGAAUUAUGGCUAAAUUUUGGUGGGGAAAUGACCAAGGGCAAAGGAGAAUGCAUUGGAUAAAAUGGUAUGAUCUCUCUGAAAUCAAAGGUAAAGGUGGAUUCGGUUUUAGGGUAAUACAAUGUUUUAAUGUUGCCUAGCUGGCACCUAUCCAAACUUGUUGGUUAGCAAGGUGAUAAAAGGCAAGUAAUAUCCUAAAACCUUCAUUUUUGAGUCGAAUGUUAAGGCUGGUGUCUCUUGGAUGUGGCAAAGUUUACAUCGCUUCUAAAUAUGCUGGAAAGUGGUGUUUGGAAACAGGUGGGAGAUGGUAAAUCUGACAACAUAUGGGGGGAUAGGUGGGUAGGAUAUUCUAGCAAUGGGAAGAUCAUCUAAGCUAGACCAAAAGACUGCCAACUAGUGAUGGUUAAUAGGUUGAUUCAAGGAUAGCAGUGGAAUAGCAACCUGAUCCGUUCUAUGUUCUCAAAGGAAGAGGCUGAAGCUAUCUUGCAAAUUCAUUCGAGCAUCUUUGGGGAAAAAAGAUAGGUGCAGAUGGCAACACACAGCAAAUGGAUUCUGCUCAACCAAAUCAGGUUAUGCAAGGGGAUAAGAGAGAUGGAGAAAUCAUAUGCCAACAAAGCACAUGUGAACUCCAGCAGAAAUAACGAGAAAUCCAAAGUCUGGAAUCAGUUGUGGGGGUUGAACAUUAAGAGACAAAGUUAAGCAUUUUCUGUGGAAGUGCCUCCACUACAUUCUACCACUAUGAGGAGAUUUUUAGAAGAAUAGGUAAAGGAGACCCAAUGUGCAAAUGCUGUGGUGAAGCCCCUGAAACAUUGGAACAUGCUUUACUCCUGUGCAAGGCAAGAGAAUUUGCCUGGAACAUGUUCCCCAUUGUGUGGGAUGGCAUUAGUGAGCAUAAAUGGAACUUCUGGAUAUGGUGGGAAUCCAUGCAAGAAGCAAGAUCAAGAUUGGAUGGUUAGGAACACAUUGAACUCACUGCCAACUUCCUCUGGCAGCUAUGAAAAACAAUAAAUGAGUGGUCCUUCAACCAGAAGCAAAAAGACAACCAUCAAAUUUCCAAGAAAGCUGUGGGAAACUGGAUCGAAUUCAAAGAGGUUUGAUAGGAUUGCAAACAAUGCUGCUGAAGAUCACAAUCACGUGGAUGACAGUCAAGGCAUACUAGCUGAUCUUCUUAUGCAACAUGCCACCACAUGUACACUGACGCAGCCUUCAGUCAGAGUAACCCUCAAUCUGGGAUGGGAAUUGUAGCGAAAGGAAGCAAUGGCAACAUUAUCAUAACUUGGUCCAUACCAUGUACAUGUGCUAAUGAUGCAACAAUACAAGAGGCUAUUACCAUCCGGACUUCUCUAAGCUAUUGAGGAAAGCAUGAAAUAUUUAUUGAUUCUUUCCGAUUGUAAAGCUGUGGUGGAGAGAAUCAAUCAAAGCUGCAAUGGGUUGUCCCCACUGGAUGUGAUCAUUAACGACAUCAGACAGCUUAGCCGAUCGUUUUGGAAGUGUACUUUCUUUUAGUUUAAAAGAGAGAUGAACUUGUGUAGACAUGACUUAGCCAAAUUGGCUAUCUAUCUUUUACAUGAAACUUGGUGGAAGAGUCCUUUCUUAUGUGGCUUAAUAGAGAGGCCCAUAAAGAUUUCCUGACA